Molecule: messenger RNA, 6187 nt
Organism: Jaminaea rosea
Lineage: Eukaryota; Fungi; Basidiomycota; Exobasidiomycetes; Microstromatales
Exons: 2
Coding region: 76-5970 (1964 amino acids)
Molecular function (GO): ATP-dependent chromatin remodeler activity; TBP-class protein binding; DNA binding
Source: RefSeq, a predicted model, not a curated record
CCACUAUCCACUGCUCGCGUGGCAAGCUUUCCGCCCGACACGACGACGUCCGAAGCGAGACCAGCGAUCGGGAUCAUGGCCACUCGCCUCGACCGACUCGUCUCGCUUCUCGAUACUGGAUCAACUCCGGCUAUCAAGGGUACGGCCGCUCGCCAACUGGGCCAGAUCGCUAAUCAGCGAGUCAGAGGUGGGGCGAAUCAGCCGCAGCCUCCACCGCCCCAACAGACGCAACACCAGCAUACGUCAUCCGCACCUUCUUCUUCAGCCUCUUCGCCUGCCCCUACCAAUGGCCACACCCAUGCGCCAGCGUCCUCGUCUUCAUCGCAUACGUAUCACGGCUCAAAGGGCCAAUGGGACGAGGCGUUGCACCUCUGCUCCCGCGUAGUACCCUUCCUACACUCUCGCUCGUGGGACACUAGAGAAGCAGCCGCCCUAGCCAUUGAAUCGAUCUGCAGAGGCGCAGGAGUUUGGUCUGCCGACGAUGACGUGAACACCGAACAGGACGGGUCGACAAGCCGCAUCAAAUCGGAGCAAGAUGGCGAAGCAUUGGCACCAAUGUCGCAGGACGACCUGGCUACUCUCGAAGACUUUCAACUAGAUCGCGUUCUAUCCAAUGGCGUCAAGCUCCUCUCUUCAGCCGGCAAAGAGUACAACAUUUUCACGUCAGGAGGCAAUGUUGCUGAUCACCUGGCGCAGGCGAAGGCAGACAUGGCCAAGAUGGGACUGGGCGGGCUAGGCGGAGUCGAGAUGGACCUGGGCCUUGACUUUGAGGCUGAGCUCAAGCAGGGCGCCACGGCUUCUUCGCACGGCUUCAAGACAUCACCGCCUGCAGCGUCACCUAAGCUUCCGCCCCCCAAGUUCGCGCCGCAACCGGCUGGUACAUCGAUCAGCAGGUUCGCGGGCUCCCCCGGCGCCGUAAAACAAGAGUCAACGCCGGGGAUCAAGCAAGAGCCUACUCCUGGAGUCAAGUCACCGUCAUCCAGCGGGCCCAGGUCGCCCGCCGACCCUGAGCCGCCGGAGAUCGACAUGAGCAAGCUGAGCGCGCGAGAGCGCAAUCAGCUGAAGCGUAAGCGCAAGCUCGAGGGCAAGUCGGGAGACACGCCCAAAGACGAGAAGACGCGAGUCGUAGAUGGCGACGAUGCGCAAUCACUUUCGCAGGCUACUGGGCUACGGCUCAAGACGCCAGCCACUUCCAGCUCAAACAGUGGCGGCGACUAUUUUGGCUCUGCAGCGACGAAGGCAGGCGCAACAAGUACACCAGCGGCUUUUGCAGGCACCGCAGCACACGUCUCUCUUGUUGCGCCCGCCGGAGAGUGGCCCUUCACCCACUUGACUUCGGUUCUCCUCGCGGACCUCUUCUCUGCAAAAUGGGAAGUUCGUCAUGGCGCUUGCCUGGCGCUUCGAUCGAUCUUCUCCGUUCAAGGUCACGGUGGAGGCAUGUCAUUGCUCGCCGCCUCUGCCACGUCCAACCGUCAGCGCAAAGCCAAGUGGGCCGAAGAUGCAGCGGUCAAGCUUCUGUGCCUCCUCUGCCUGGACCGACUCAGCGACUUUGUCUUUGAUCAAGUCGUCGCUCCAGUGCGAGAGGUCGGUGCUCAAGCACUUUCAGCCCUGCUUCCUCACCUAUCUGCAGACUCGCGCUCUUGCGUGCGCGAACAGCUAAUGGCCAUGACCAAGCAGGCGGUCUACCUUCCGCCAAACAGCGGCCGUGAGCACGCCCAGAGGGGAGAUGCCGGCUACGCCUGGGAAGUCCGUCACGCUGGACUGAGUGGGUUGCGUUGGCUGGUUGAGGCAGACACCGCAGCAGGCACUGCAUCGCAAGACGCCCUCACGUCUGUCUCCUCCAUUGCCGUGGCCUGCUUGCGUGACAGCGACGACGAUAUUAGGGCCGCCGCCUCUGCCGUUCUACUCCCACUCGCCUCCGAUGUGCUAGUCAGUGACCUCAGCGCCAUGCUUCCAUCCCUCCUGCAGACGCUGUGGGACUGCCUUGGCGAAGUCAAGGACGACCUCAAUAGUUCUACAGGCAGCGUAAUGGACCUCCUCGCUCGUCUCGUCAAGCAUCAAGCGGUCCGCGAGAUGCUCCAUGCCAAGUCGGCGAAGCCACUCUCUGCGUUGAUCCCGCUCAUCUACCCCUUCUUCCGCCAUACGAUCACCUCCGUACGACUCUCCGUCGUUCGCACUCUGCGCGUGUUCCUCGAUGGUCAGUCAGCGCCGAAAGCCUGGCUCGAUGAGCGGGUCUUCCGCCUUCUCUUCCAGAACCUCAUCGUCGAGGAAAAGAUGCAAAUCCGAGACGAGACAACAGCGGCUUGGCACUCAGCAGUGACAUCUGUAGAGACUGCCCGCUUGCACGAGCUGCUCCGUCCUCACCUCGGCCACUUCGCAACAAUUCUCAUGACGCCCCUCGGUGUAGCUUUUGAUUUCAGCCUUUUCUACGACGCCUCGCGGCCGACAGCAAGCCAAGGCGAGGCAAGAUACAACGUCGACAAGUCCAUCCUCGCACAGGAUCUCUCACUAGUCGGCGUAGACACAGUCAUUCGAGGCCGAUUGGGCGCUACUCAUGCUCUUGGUCAGCUGUUCGCGCGCCUACCGGCAGAUGACGCCCUCCCCCUCGUCAGCUACCUCGACUCGCAGUCUGCGCUUCAGAAGUGCCUUGCGGCGUACGUCGUUCAAGAGUGGGCCAGCAUCAGCCCUGAUGUCGCCACAACGAGCGAGGUCGGCAAAUCGCUCAGCACCAGACUGCUCGCCAUCAUCGAAGGUCCGCCGCCGCCGACGUGGAGUGAGAUGGCUGUCCAGCUUAGCCGCAUUCAGCUCGACUGCCAGUCGCUUUACAAAGCGUUCAUGUCCGAGGGCAAAGUCAGCAAAGCCAAAAUCCCCGAGCUUCCCACCGGUGUCGACCCCACUGGUGAGCGCAAGGAUGCCUUCACGGCCGAGACCGCCGAGAGAGUUGUUACGCGAGACUACGAAGCUCUGCUGGGCGCAGUCGGUCCGAAGAUUCGAAAGACGGCGACCCCUGUUCUAGAAGACCGCCGCCGCAAGAUCAUCGCCAGCAUCGGCUUCUACCGCGACGCCAAAGACAAGCAAGAUACUCAAGUCAUGGCUGCCGUAUCUGCCGCCGUCAUCUCGCUCAAGACAUUGCCCGCCAAGCUUAACCCGCUCAUCCGCAGCAUCAUGAAUAGUGUCAAGUUUGAGGACAACGCGGACCUGCAGGCGAGGUCAGCUAAAGCCGUCGCUGAUUUUGUUGCGCAUUGUCGUCGACCUGGAUCGCAUGCAGACCCCUCGUCGAAGAUCAUCAAGAAUCUGUGCGCAUUUGUCUGCCAGGAUACGACGCAGACGGCUGUCUUUGCCUCGCACAAGAGCGUAGAAGAGGGCAUCAUGAGCCACGCGCAGGAGGUCAGCCUUCCGGCGAGGGGCGGUAAGGCUGUUGCUGAGGCGAUGGAGUCAGAAGAGACCCGCCAAGGAAAGCUCAUUCGUCGCGGUGCCGAAGUCACGCUUCAAGAAAUGGCCUCGCGCUUUGGGCAGGAGUUAUUCUCCAUAGCACCAGCUCUGUGGGAGGGCAUGACUGCCACGCUUAAAGAAGUGUUCGCGCAAGGCUCGGCGAGCGCUGAUGAGAUCCUGUCAAAGGAGGAGGCACGGGGACAAGGCGUCCUUGACUGCUGCACCCUUGUAGCCACGGUCAGCAGUCGCCUAUCCUCGACGCACGACGACAGAAUCGAGUCGCUCCUUCCACUCCUCACCGCUGCGUUGCAAAGCAAGCUCGCCGUCAUUCGAUCAGCAGCAGCACGUUGCCUCAGCAGCCUGGCCGACUCGAUGACGCUCCCCACGAUGAUCCACGUCGUCCGCAACGCUCUGCCCCUCCUCGGCGACUCGCGCAGCGUCACUAAUCGCCAAGGCGCCAUCGAGGUGCUCAGCCAGAUCGUCACUCGCCUGGACAUCAAGCUUCUACCCUACAUCAUUGUCCUCGUCGUACCCGUUCUCGGCCGUAUGAGCGAUUCAGACGAAGCUGUGCGCUUGGCUGCGACAAGCACCUUUGCUGCCCUGAUCAAGAUGGUGCCCCUCGAGGCUGGUCUGACCGACCCUUCUGGCUUUCCUGAAGAUCUCCUACGUCGACGCGACGAGGAGCGCACCUUCCUCUCGCAGCUCCUCGAUGGCAGCAAGGUCGAGCCCUAUCAACUGCCGGUCAAGAUCAAUGCCGACUUGCGCAAAUACCAACGCGAGGGUGUCAGCUGGAUGCACUUCCUGUCUAAAUUUCAGUUGCACGGCGUGCUCUGCGACGACAUGGGUCUGGGCAAGACGUUGCAGUCGAUCUGUAUCCUGGCUGCCAAGCAUCACGAGCGUGACGAGCGCUACAAGGCUACGCAGGCCCCUGACAGCGCACCGCUCCCCUCGCUGGUGAUUUGUCCACCUACGCUCACCGGACAUUGGGUACACGAGAUCCAGCAGUACUCGACGAAUCUCAAGCCACUGCUCUACGGAGGAGGCCCCUCAGAACGUGCAGCUACCUGCAAGCAAAUCGCACGCCACGAUGUCGUCGUCAUGUCUUACGACGUGGUCCGCAACGACAUUGCCGCUCUCUCAUCGCUCAACUGGAGCUACUGCAUCCUCGACGAAGGCCACAUCAUCAAGAACGCCAAGACGAAGACGACGAAAGCAGUCAAGCAGAUCAAGGCCAAUCAUCGUCUCAUCCUCACGGGCACUCCGAUCCAGAACAAUGUGCUGGAGCUCUGGUCGCUCUUUGACUUCUUGAUGCCUGGGUUCUUGGGCACAGAGCGAGCCUUCCACGAACGCUUCGGCAAGCCCAUCGUGGCAACUCGCGAGGGCAAAGCGUCAGCCAAGGAGCAAGAGGCUGCCGCGCUUGCACUUGAGUCGCUGCAUAAGCAGGUUCUCCCCUUCUUGCUGCGUCGUCUCAAAGACGACGUCCUCGACGACUUGCCGCCCAAGAUCAUCCAGGACGUCGAGUGCGAGCUCGGCGUGAUCCAGAAGAAGCUCUACGAUGAGCAUGCGAGAGCGGAGAAUGGCGAAGGCGACGCAGUGGAUGAGGCACUUCAGGAGACCGCCGCACCACAGCAGCCUCAUGUCUUCCAGACGUUACAAUACUUGCGCAAGCUCGUCAACCACCCUGCCCUUGUGUACGACCCUGCCAAGCAGUCACACCUUGACAUCGUCGACGAUGAGUUGCGCAGGACCAAGUCGACGCUGCGGGAUAUCCGUCACGCCCCGAAGCUAGCGACACUCAUGCAACUCCUCCAAAGCUGCGGUAUCGGCAAGAUCGGCGACCCUUCCGAGGUGGCAGCUGAGCCUGACGCUCCAGGUGAGGUUUCAUCACCGCAUCGCGUGCUCAUCUUUUGCCAGAUGAAGCAAAUGCUCGACAUCAUCGAGAAGGACCUCUUUGCACCGCACAUGCCCUCCGUGUCCUACAUGCGGCUCGACGGUUCUGUCCCUGCGGAGAAGCGCCAGGGGAUUGUCACGACCUUCAAUGCCGACCCGUCCAUCGACGUCCUGCUGCUCACCACCUCCGUGGGCGGUCUGGGGCUUACGCUCACGGGCGCCGAUACGGUCAUAUUCGUGGAGCAUGACUGGAAUCCCAUGAGAGACCUGCAGGCCAUGGAUCGUGCGCAUCGACUGGGGCAGAGGAAGGUGGUCAAUGUGUACAGGCUGAUUACGAGGGACACCCUCGAGGCGAGGAUCAUGGGUCUUCAGCAGUUCAAGUUGAACGUAGCCAACACAGUCGUGGGUCAGCAGAAUAAGGAUCUGGAGAGUAUGGCGACGGAUCAGGUGCUCGACCUCUUCGGAGGAGCCGGAGGAGGGGGUGCUGGUGGGAAGAAGGAGCAAGCGCAGAGCUUGCUUGAGCAGGCGGCGGCUGCUGCGGGCGGGAAGCGCGGUGGCAUCAGCCAAAAGGCGCUGCUGGCCAAUCUGGAGGCCAUGGGCGAUACGGGCGAUGACUAUGCGGGCAUGAAUGAGUGGCGACCGUCGUAAUGCGGCGAGAGAAGGGGUCAAAGGGGUAUAUUGGCGCCACUGUUGGUGUCAGGAUGUAAAUAAGCCUAGCUCUAAAAGUAGCAGGAGCUCGCGCGCUUGACGUGCGCAUUCGUUGUUCAGCCAUCGUAACCAUCGUACUUUCCCUCUCCUUCGCGGACUCAGUGCCGUCAGUCCGUUCUGCUGCGUUUGUCUGACCCCUCUACCUCUUGAAUCGCAU